Molecule: messenger RNA, 4583 nt
Organism: Motacilla alba alba
Lineage: Eukaryota; Metazoa; Chordata; Aves; Passeriformes; Motacillidae
Gene: KCTD12
Product: potassium channel tetramerization domain containing 12
Exons: 1
Coding region: 152-1150 (332 amino acids)
Biological process (GO): protein homooligomerization; regulation of G protein-coupled receptor signaling pathway
Cellular component (GO): postsynaptic membrane; presynaptic membrane
Molecular function (GO): protein binding
Source: RefSeq, a predicted model, not a curated record
GGCGCGGCUCCAGCGCCAGACGGGGCGGGAGGCUCCGGCGGGCAGCAGCGGAGGGCUGCGCGCUGCCCCGAGGGCGGCGGCCCUGCCGUAGCCCAGGCGGCCGGAGGAAGAGGAGGAGGAAGGGCGUGGGCUCCGGCGGGCUCGCUCCGGUAUGGCCCUGGCGGACAGCGCCCGCGGGCUGCCCAACGGCGGCGGCGUGUCGCCCGCGGCGGGGAGCGGGGCGCCGGGCAGCGGGGCGGCCGCAGCGGCGACGGGCGGCUGGUCUUCCUUCCCGGAGAUCGUGGAGCUGAACGUGGGCGGGCAGGUGUACGUGACGCGGCGCUGCACCGUGGUCUCGGUGCGCGACUCGCUGCUCUGGCGCAUGUUCUCGCAGCAGCAGCCCAGCGAGCUGCCCCGGGACAGCAAGGGUCGCUUCUUCCUCGACCGCGACGGCUUCCUCUUCCGCUACAUCCUGGACUACCUGCGGGACCUGCAGCUGGUGCUGCCCGAACACUUCCCCGAGCGCAGCCGCCUCCAGCGGGAGGCUGAGUACUUCCAGCUGCCCGACCUGGCUCGGCGCCUGGCGCAGACUCGGGCGGCCGCCGCCCGCCCCGCCGUCCUGCACCGAGACGGCUCCGUCUGCGCCGAGGAGCCGCCGCCGCCGCUCCUCGGCUACCUGGAGGCCGAGCCGCUGGAAGGAGGCGGCGGGGCCGUGGCGUCCGCCCCGUCGCCCACCGCCAGCCGCAGCCCCUCGGGCGGGCCGCUGCUCACGCCCUCGCAGUCGCUGGACGGGGCGGGCGGGCGGCGCUCGGGAUACAUCACCAUCGGCUACCGGGGCUCCUACACCAUCGGGCGGGAGGCGCAGGCUGAUGCCAAAUUCCGGCGGGUGGCCCGCAUCACUGUCUGCGGCAAGACGGCCCUGGCCAAAGAGGUCUUCGGGGAGACCUUGAACGAGAGCCGCGACCCCGACCGCCCUCCCGAGCGCUACACUGCCCGCUACUACCUCAAGUUCAACUUCCUCGAGCAAGCCUUCGACCGACUCUCCGAGGCCGGCUUCCGCAUGGCCGCCUGCUCCUCCACCGGCACCUGCGCCUUCGCUCCCGAGCAGGGCGGUCCCGCCGAUGACAAGAUCUGGACCAGCUACACCGAGUACGUUUUCUGCCGGGACUGAGCAUCCGCCCAGCCCGUGGCGUGGGGACAAGACAGCCGGCCCUGCACACCCUCGCACCUACGGUCCCCUCGCAUCCCGAAGGAAGGAGGAUGUGAAGCGGGGCUGUGUCUCGCUGUGCUUUUCUCACCCCGAUAUCUGCCUCCACGCACAAGGCGGGCCAGCCCCGGCGCAGCCCCCACCCCUCCCUCAGCACCUCCUGACGGCCCCGGGGCAGGAGGACGCUGUGUUGUGCCUCGGCUGUCGUGUCCCUGCUUGGCCGUAUCCUGGCUCCCACCUUCACCCUCCCUCCUGCAUCUCCCAGUAGCUGUGUUGGUAGCAAGGAAGGAGAGAAAUAUUGGGAGUAGACAAAUGCCGGUCCCACAAAAGCAUGCAUGUGCACCCAGUCCUUGUCCUUCUCCCCACACAGAGCUGAGGUAUAGCUCUGGCAGGGUGGGGCAUUUUAAAAAUCAUCCAGGCAGGGGCUGAGAAACUUUAAAGUUGCUUUGAGCAACUUCUGUUGAAGAUGGCAUGACAAAUGCCUUUCUUUUCCCAUCUCAAUACCCUUAUGAGGGAGUUUGCCUUGGUGGGCAGACCCCAAAUGGUCCAUUUUCAACUCCUCCCUUCCCCACCCAUCAAAGUGAUGCCUGUGAGUGAAGGGCUGUCACAUAGAAAGGAAGCCUGACUGUGAGGGGUUUGCGCUGGCUCAUACUUCAUCUGUUGAGAUGAGUAAUUUUGCGGGAGGUGUGCAUGUGGCCCUUCACAACUGGUUGCUCCCAUCUUCCCUCUUUGUUCCCCAUGUCUCUGAACUCCUCUCUGUUAAGCUGGACCAGGUCCUGCACAGCAAGCAUGUAAGGCUGAUGUGAAAGGACAGAUUUGCUGGAUAACCAACCAUUUGAACUAUGGAGUGUCCUCAGAGACAUGGGUUUAUUCCCUUGAGAGGUAAAACAAAGACACUUUGAAAAAUUAAAGUGCUCAUGCAUUGUAACUUCCGUGGGUGGUCUGAAGUCCUUAUAAUUGAAGUUACUGUCUGUAAUAUGGACAGAAAUCUCAAUGUUUAUUUCCUUAAACACCCUCAAAACGAUGGGAGUGAGGUGAAGCCAGGCUUGCCUGAGUAAAGAUAGGGCCUGGGUCCUGGGAAGCUGAAACCAUGUACAUUGAAUGAGUGCAAGAUGUACAUUAUAACUGUCAUCCUGAGCACCCUUGUUACUUUUUGUCAUGCUAGUGCAGUAAAACUCUGAAGCCAGCAGAUGACAAGAAUCACUUUUUAAAGAGCCAUUUCCUUAGUUUUCAUAGCAGUAUUAUUUGGGCACUGACACUGUACCUCUUCUUAGACAAACUUAGUGCUUCUUGGAAAGGAUUGAGCCCUGUCCUCAGAAAAACAAGGAAGAUGCCAACUUUCUUCAGGGGAAAUUACUUCUGAGCUGUAUUUUGUUACUGCUGGGUAACAGUCUUUCCCAGAGGAGGCAGUCAGAGUCUGCAUUGGAACAGAUGAUCUGAACCGCAGGUUUUACAGAGAUUCAGCAGCUCUUUCUAACAAAUUCUUGAAGUCUGGAGUAUAAAAGCACUUCCCUUUAAAAACCUAAACUUGAUUUAAGAACGUGUGUAGCCUGUUCAGACUGUCACAGAAAAAUAUCCUAAAUAUAUGUGAAGUGUUGAAGAACUUAGCAGUACAUAUUAAAGGCUUGAAGUUAUGUUUUUAAAACUCUUGAACAAUAAUUCCAGUUCUAGCUAGUUCUAGUUCUAACUCCAAAUUUAGAGAUACUGCUAGCACCUGUAUUCUAACCAAAGAAUUUCACAGUAGGGCUUUUUUAAAAAACCCUAAUUCCUUUGGAAACAGCUAUAGCUACAUUUCUAUCAAGUUUCAGUGCUCAGUCUCUGUUUACUUGGUCUUUCAUUAAGUGCAUGCACAACUACAUAAAACUGAAAAUAAUUUGCAUCACCAUGGCUUCUUUUUUCUAAUAUUAGCAAGGUUGUUUAUCAACAUGAUUGAAUUGAAGAUGUGCGUAUGAAAGCACUGGAUACUGUCCAUUUGUAGAUAGUUGUAUUAUGGAGUAUUUUUAAAAGGAUAGAAAUGUAAACCUGCCAAAUUAGAUGAGCAAUAAGAUACAGUGAGAGGCCAAUACACCUGAGGAUGGAAUGAAGUCUGUUUGUCCUAUGCCUUACUCUGAGAUGACUUCUUUGUGCUUAACUUUUGCCACAAGUGAAAAGACAUUGAUCACAGCUACUAGGUCUUUACAGUGCCCUUCUUAAGAGUAAUGACCGUCUUUUUCUAGCUUCUGUUAAGUAACUCUGAAGUAUGUUUUUUAAGAUUUUGUAUAAAAUCAGUUUUCAGUAAAGUGUUCAAAUUUGCUCUAGAUAGCUUUCUUUUUUUAAGAAUCUGGUAGCUUACUAAAUCCAUCAUAGGAGCUAUGAAUAGGGGCAGUUUUAAAUUGACCUUGUGAUUUAGUGUACAUAUAUAUACAGUAUAUAAACGUUUUACACGAAUCAUUUAGUUUUUUUAAUAAUUUUAGUGCUACAGGAUUUCAUAAUGUAUCUAGCUGAGCAUUUUCACAUUAUGUUAUGUACAUAACAUGGUAAUGUUUUACUGGUUACUUAUACCUGUUUCAAUGGAAAAAACUGAAUAUGAGUAUCAUCAGCUUGUAGAACUGAAAUUGAUGACAUAUUUGCUUGAAUGUGAAUUUCUAGGUGGCUGAAUGCAUCUCUAAAACAAAGAUUGCCUGUCUUUUGAUUAAUGGUUGCCUAUCCCUUUCCUGGCUGAUGACCCAGUAAUUCUCACUUUUUACGUAAAAAUGGAUGUAAUAUAAACAGGAUUUUUUUUUAGUCUUUGUGCUAAAAAAUUUAAGUGUUACUAGUGUUAAGAAAUGGGCCUUUAAUUUACUGAUAACUCAGUAUCAUCAGCAGGAUUAAACUGAUGGUGCCCUAAAUGUAAUAGUCAUUUGAUGCCUGGCCACAGAAGAUGAUACUGUUGUGAACCAUUACUUAGUAAUGGCAGUAAACUUUUUAAAAGGAAAAAUGGUCAAGGCAAAGUCAAUGAGUUAUACUUGUCUGUUCUAUUGAGAGCUUGAAGAAUGGAUAAACACGACGAAUCUGCUGACUUGUUGACAUGAAAACAUACAAAAAUAUAAAGGCACAAUACUGGAGUCCUGUCUACAUUUUGUAGUUGUUGCUGUUCACUGUUCACGUACUUAUGGAUGAAUGCAGUAACAUUUACAAGUGCUAUUAAAAAUCCACAAGGGCAGUCUUUCUUUUAAUUAGAAGUUAAGGCAUAGGUCUUUUUAGUGAUGCAUAUCAUGAAGGGUGAUUUUGCAUAUGUUUGAUAGGAUGUUUAUAUUUUUAUACAUGUAGAUAAUGAGCCACUUAUUCAUUCUUAUUUUCACAUGUAUAGCAUUGGAAAUAAAGAUCCUCCUGGGACAAAGUUGCAUACCAAAUUAAAUUUUUGUUCUUUAAAUAUUAA